Haliotis rufescens (red abalone) is the source of this 3704-nucleotide messenger RNA. RefSeq lists its product as uncharacterized. Gene Ontology annotation, molecular function: lipid binding. Lineage: Eukaryota; Metazoa; Mollusca; Gastropoda; Lepetellida; Haliotidae. The record is from RefSeq and is a predicted model, not a curated record. The transcript has 6 exons. The coding region runs from base 119 to 2515 and encodes 798 amino acids. Gene Ontology annotation, biological process: lipid transport; lipoprotein metabolic process. Gene Ontology annotation, cellular component: membrane; extracellular region.
ACUCAUAAGUCGACUCAACACAGUGCAGACGAGCUGAUAAGCGCUGUACUACACGAAGCGGGGUGACGUUAGUCGUCUUUGACCUCGAGAUUAGACUGACUGCUGCCUAACUAGCAAGAUGGCUGUAGCGUCAAAAACAAGAGGAGGAUUACAUUUCCAAGGUAACGAACAAUGUGACCAAUGUGAACGGCUUCGACGAAGAAUUCAUGCGGGGGAACCUGUCAUAGCUGGAAGAUGCCUUCCUCAAACAUGCAUGUUCAAAUUACACUGGGAUGUAAGUUUCAUUAAUCCCCCAACAGAAAGGUCAGGCAGAAAUGUCAGAAAAGCCAAACGUCUUAACAUGUGUGAGACUCUUGCGAAGUACGUAACAGCCUUGAUGAAUUCACAUGGAGGUUCAAUACUAAUUCACCUUGCUGGCUUAUCAGAUGAUGAUUUCUACCAUGGCUUUUUGGAUGAAAUGGUUUCUGAAAAGUUACAUUCAUUGCUACAAAGAGGCAAGUUAUAUUCCAAUGCAUUUAAGAUUGUUUCACUUGGAGAAUUGGAAUAUAUAUACAGAGAAUAUGUUCUCUUUUGUGUAAAUGGUAGCUUGCAAUUUGUAACACAAGCACUAAACACAUGUGUAGCCUUAGAUGAUAGGAUCCUAGAGGCCCCCACUGAGGUUGUGUCAGACAUCUUGAUGUCAAAACCCCAAGCUAGGAAAAUGACUCCAAAGAUACGUGGAACACGCUUCUUCAAAGAAACUCAAGAAGUACAAUUCAAACGGUUCAAACCACCAUCUUUUUUGGAGGAAGACCUGAAGAAUAAUCCAGAGAAGGUCGCACUGUACAUUUGGGAGGAACUUGGGCUUCGUGAAUACUUGACAGCCUUUGCAAAACUUCCUGAAGGAGGGUCAUAUUUUCUCGGAGUAGGAGAAAAGGAGAUGAUAUUUCAACGAUACAAGACUAAGAAAAUUGAAUUUGAAGGCAUUCCUGAGGGUUUUGUGGACGAACGGGUCAUGCGUCUAUUAAAGAAAUUCUUUAGCAGCAGGACACUCUUUUGCGACUUUCAUGGGGAGUUUGGUAGCCCGCAAUGCUCCAACUUCAUCACCCAUGUUCACCACAAUGAGCUUCGUAAAACUGUCUUGGAAUGUUCCAUUGCUCAAAUGAGUGGUUUAUUGUUUUAUGUCAACUCUGGACCUGUGUCGUACCAAGUACAAAAUGGAAAACUCAGACAAGUUAUGCAAAGGGAGUGGUUUGAUGCAAUCACCAGGAAACACCUAAAAGAUGGUUCGGCAAAACACCGCACUUGGGAUUCUACUAAAAGUCACAAGAAUUUGAACAGAAAAGAGUCACAUGUUGUAAAGACAUUGAUUGAACGAGUAUCAGAACUCCACGAUGAGGAGUCAAACGUACCGUGUUUCACACACAUAGAAGAGUCUAUACGAUCUGCACUGAAGCUUUCUCCUGGCAUACUCCCUCCGCGUGGAAUUAUCCACGAAGCCGUCAUUUUAAUUCCCAAUAGGUUCGGACUUGUGUUAGCAGUCUGUCAUUGUGAUAGCCAUAAUACGGACAUCCUCACUCACACCUGCCUACUUGGCCGAGACCUUGCAGCUGCUCUAAGACAUUACACAAGUGACAAUUUCGUCUUUCUUACGGAAGUAGUAUCAAUCUCAGACAUCGAAUCAAGGAAGACCUUCACAGCGAUGAUAAAAGACCUUGAAACUUAUGCAUAUUCAAUAUGCAUUCCUGACAUGUUUGGAAUGAGAGACAGCAUACGUCAGCAUCUUAUCCGCGCCAUACGAGUAUGUACAUUACAAGGAGACAAGGAUGAGCAUGAACGAGAUGAAACGGAAAAGCUGAUGAAAGCAUUCAGAGAAUAUCACAAAAUUGCCAACAAAGUAUGCGAAAGACUGUCGGAUAUUGCAAAAGAUAUUGAUGAACUUGAACAGAACAAGCGACUAACCAAAGUAAUUUGUGCUAGUACGGGACUCAUUGGGGCAGCGAUGUCAAUAUCUGGCUUCAUCAUACUUGGCCCAUUAGGGGUGCCAGUUGCACUUGCGGGUGCUGUUGUUGGUAUCAGCGGGGGUGUAGGUGAUGUAGCAGCAUCAAUAGUUGUGCAAGAAAAAACGAAGGCAAACAUCAAAGAAGCCAAAAAGCAUUUGACGGAAUUCGAGAAUGUUUGCAAACGAAUAAAGAAGGAAAUGAGCAAUAACGAGGUGCGUAUCAUAACAACGCUGUUCGAUGCAGCAAGCCGUGCCGUGUUGUGGUCUAUUUUCAACGUAAUGGAUGAUAUCGUUGCAGCCGGACUAAAAGUAUCAAAGGCUUUAGGAGUAUUCUUAUCUGCGCUACUGGUACCAUUGGACGUCUACAAGUUGAUUUCUAAUGUUGUGGAAUUAAUAGAAAGAAGACCAUCGGCUGUUGCUCAACAACUCCGCAUUAAGGUUAAUGAGAUAAAAGAAGCUUCAAAACUUUUGGAAGAUAAGAAAUCACUUCUUGCAAAUCUCCUUACUUCUGAGAGACAAGGAAGCCAUGACUGACUCAAAUUUACGUACAACUACGACAGUAUUUGGGCAGGAAGUAUAUAGACUAUUGCCGAGCGCCAGGCAGAGUGACAACAAGUACCAUCUUUUAAAGUCUUUUGGUAUGACGCGACCGGGGAUAAAAAAAACCGACCUCCUCCGGGCGGAUGCUCUACCACCAGACCACGGAGGCGGUCAGAUAGAUCAUGUAGCUUUAUCAAUGGCCUCCAGGUUUUAUAACAAAAGCCCAACGCAUCAAGGAAUGAUGUUUUUCCUUAACUUUGUCAUGUGGUAUGGUUGUGUACAAAGCUUUUCGAACAAAUCCUUCGAGUGUUUUAUAAUCCACCUGAUAUUAAUUCCACUUGUCUCAAAUACUCUCAGUGAAUAUCCACAAAGCCCUGCCAUGAUAUUAUCGUGGAUUAUGAUUAAUCUUUGAGACGGGGAUUUGGUGGUACAUUUGCUGGACAAAGCAAUAUCUCUCUCUUUUUAUUAUGUGUUUGCCUAUCUUAAAAAAUGGUUCAAAUGUUGUUAAAUAUUCAAUGCUUUUAAACUGCAUUUGAAAUACACGAUUCGAAAAGCGUUCAAGAUAUGUUAAGGAAGCCUUAAAUAUAUAGGCAAUCAUUAUUAACAACUGUCACUGCUGCGCAAUGCAAGGUCGUGAAUGUGUGCAACACUCUUGGAUUCAUAAUUAUGGGGCCCGUGAAGACGCCGGGGUAGAAUAGGUCUUCAGAAACCCAUACUUGCCGUAAAAGGCGACUAUGCUUGUCGUAAAAGGUGACUAACGGGAUAGGGUGGUCAGGCUCGCUGACUUUGUUGAUGCAUGUCAUCGAUCCCAAUUGCGUGGAUUGAUGCUCAUGAUAUUAAACCCCUGAUUGUCUGGUCCAGACUCGAUAGAUGUUAUUUCCAGACAUCAGACUCGUCAAAAAGUUCCUGGGGUCAGUUGAAGAGAAGUUAUGCACCUGCGGUUGAGAUUGACUACAGUCGGCAUCUGAGGCAGGUCGACUGACCGUGCAGAUGGGUCCGGCUCGGUGUGUGGGACAGACGUAAACAAAGGGGAAUAACUCUUUAAUGUUUUGAUUCAGGAGAAAGUAGUUCCUUGUUUAUAUCAGUCACUAGUGACGGAUAUAACUUUUUUUAUAUCAGUCACUAGUCACUGAUAAAUUCCAGUAUUUCAUUCCUAUGUAUAUAAUAAAAAUAUCUUUAUCAA